Messenger RNA from Cavia porcellus (domestic guinea pig), 2152 nucleotides. RefSeq names its product SH3 domain binding glutamate rich protein like (gene Sh3bgrl). The record is from RefSeq and is a predicted model, not a curated record. Bases 196 to 540 code for a protein of 114 amino acids. Gene Ontology annotation, cellular component: cytoplasm. NCBI's taxonomy places the organism in Eukaryota, Metazoa, Chordata, Mammalia, Rodentia, Caviidae. The transcript has 4 exons.
GGGGUUUGGGGCUGGACUGCAGUCUUCUGAGCCGGUUGAAAGCAGCUAAGGGCUGAGGCGGGGCCCUGGAGGGCUCCUUUUUUCCCUCCCCCAACCUGCUAAUCUCUUUUGGGCCCCUAGCUCCUUUCCAGCCUUGCUGCAGCUGUUUUGCAGCCGUGUUCAGCAUCCAAACAGCCGCAAGCCACUGUUCCCAGGAUGGUGAUCCGUGUAUAUAUUGCAUCUUCUUCUGGCUCCACGGCGAUUAAGAAGAAACAGCAAGAUGUGCUUGGUUUCUUAGAAGCCAACAAAAUAGGAUUUGAAGAAAAAGAUAUUGCAGCCAAUGAAGAGAAUCGGAAGUGGAUGAGAGAAAAUGUACCUGAAAACAGUCGACCAGCCACAGGAUAUCCCUUGCCACCUCAGAUUUUCAAUGAAAGCCAGUACCGUGGGGACUAUGAUGCCUUCUUUGAAGCUCGAGAAAAUAAUGCCGUGUAUGCCUUUUUAGGCUUGAAGGCACCACCUGGUUCGAAGGAAGCAGAAGCCCAGGAAAAGCAGCAAGCAUGAAGGUUAAGCUCUCUGCAUUAUACAUUCUGCCUUAAACAUCUUGAAAAAUAACUCCCUUUUGCUUUUAUACAAUGUUUCUCAAAUAGCAAAAUUAUCUUGGUUUCAAAAGAAAUUGCUUGAAGUUAAGAUAGUCAAGUAGUGUUUUCAUGUACAAUAAAAUGAAUGCAUAAUUAAAAUAUGAGCAUUAUGUUGAUAAUAGCAAAUUAUGAUAAAAUUUUAAAUAAAUAUCAUGAGAUAGUAUUACGUGCCAAGACAUUUUUUGUACUUUAAUGAUUUUUUACAAAGAAAACACCUUUUUUGAUAUUGUUGCAACUUAAAUCUAUCUGCAGCUCACCAGUAAGAAAUUGAGUCUCCAUCUCUUGUUCUCAAAUUGCUUCAUUAGUUUCAAUGUAUAACAAUGUGUAUGUUUUUGAACUGAAGUUAUCAUCAAAAAGUACAUGGUUCUGAUAUGUGAAACAUUGUCAUUUUAUGUGGUAAUUAUAACAUUCCCAUUCUUUUGUAGAAGGAACUGCUGUGUUCUGAUCUACAAGCUUUCAAGGAUUCUUAAUGUAGCCUUUCAUGCAACAUUAUGUGAUUGAAUUCAUGACACCCCCGUCAAAACAAUACAUACAUUCAAUUGAAAAAUUCCUUAUUUUACUGCGUUCUCAUCAAGUAAUGUUUCUGGGUUGCUUAUUUCAGUGAAAUAUGCGUGUUUGUCAUGGAAUUGGGACAGCACGUAAGCUUAAAAGGGCAUCCUCUUAAAAGAAGCUCAGAUUUUAAUUAACUAUUAAAAAGUAUAUUGGAAUUUAUUGGCCAAGAUUUAUUUCCACAGAUUUUUGCUAAAAUAAAUUUUAGUGAUUUUCCCCUUUGUAAGAAAGGAUGUGAUUAUGAAUGCUACUGUCUCUUGAUACUGGACCUUUUCGUUACAGUUCAGUCAUAAAUUGUUUGAAUAAGUUAAUACAGAGAUAAUAUUUUCUAUGCCCCUGUUACAUGAAAAAGUACAAAUAUCAAGCAAAAGAGAUGCGUUAUUCAGUAUUGUAUUGUUGUGAGAAAAAUAUCUGAGAAACAAUUUUACAGAAGAAAAGAUUCCAUUUGGCUCAUGAUUUUGGAGGUCCAUGUAGCUUGGCCUGCAGAGACCAGAGCAUUAACAUGCUGGGGUGAACACAGUAGAGCAAAGGUGCUCACUUCAUAGUGGUGUGGAGACAAAGACAGAAAACUCAUUUUUGAAACAAAGCUCCUUCCCCCAAACACAUUCCAAAAUGUGUUCAUCAAUAGAUUAAUGUAAGUUAAUUUGUUGAUGAGGUUAGAACCCCUGUUACCCAAUCAUUCUCAAAGGUUCACCUUCACCUACGGUGGCAAUAGUGACCAAACCUUCAACAUACAAACUUUUGAGGGACACUGCAGAUACAAAUCAUAACAAAGAAUAUUUAUAAAAAUAUUAUUAAAUACUUUCAGAUUCAGAAAAAAAUUUUCCUAUUUUAGUUCCAUACUAAUUAUCUCAAAAACUAACACCUUCUUUAUCCUAUUUCUUGUUUGCCAGUCUAUACUCUAUAAAAAUCCACAUAUAAUGUAAGCUUUGUUUAUUGAUAAUCAAAUAAUGUGAUGCUUAAAAUAAACUCAAUACUUUCAGAAA